AUUGUAUAAUGAUUUGUCACCAUCUUCGUCACAAGAUACUCAAAAUUUACAAGAAUGGUUUGACAAAAAAAGUAAAAGUUUAGGAGAAGCAGAAAAAGAUCAUAACAAGAAGGAUAAUAUUUCAAUGAGAAAUAUUUUGGACGGCGAUACAAAUAAAGAAAACCAAAUUGAAACGAAGGAAUUAGAAGCAGUUAGUAAAUCAACUGCUGAAAAUGAUACAAAAUCAAUAGACAACGUUGAACAAAAUAUAUCAUUAGAAUCCAUACAAAAAGCAAGAGAUAAUGCUUACAAUAAUGAACAUUUGCUUAUAGAAGAAGACCAAAUGAUGACAGCGAAAAAUGCGUGUGACACUACAGAAUCAAAAACUUCAGCAGAUCUUAUGUCGAGAAAUUUAGAUGCUAAUAGACAAGAGAAGUCUUUAGAGAAUAAAGAUGACAAGAAUCCAUCUCCAUCUAUGUUAGAUAGUAGUAAACGGAGCAGUCGUUAUAAUGUUGCUGCAAAGCCUGCUACUUCGCCAAAAUUUGAAGAAAUUGUUUAUAAUCAAGCCAGACAAUCAAACACAAAUAAAAUUUUGCGAAGCGCUUUAAAGACGAAAUUAAUCGAAGACAAGUGUGAAAUAAUUAAUAAACAAAAGGCAUCGGAAAAUGUAGAAAAUAAAUUUGCCAAAGAAGAAAAAAGAGGUGUUAAACAAAAAUCAAUUUCAGAUAGUGAAAACGAAACAACUGAUACUCGUCAACGAAGGGAAGUUCUUUUAACGAACACAGCUAGUGAUAGCGAUAGGUAUAAAUCUGUAGAAAAUGAUAAUGCAGUAACGGGUGUAAUAGCAACUGAUGAAGCGAAACAUAGAGGCAGACCUAGGAGAUCGGAUAAAGUCGAAGUUAAAAAAGAUGAAGAUACAAGGAAGAUCCUACAAAAUGAGAAGGGUGGAUUAGAAGAACAAAGAAAACUCGAAGAAGAUACAAAAGAAGAAACUACAGAGACAGAAGUCAAUUCAAAAGGUAGAAGCCGCACUCAAAAUGAUAUGGAAGAUGUAGUAGAAGAUUCACAAGAAUUAUCUAAUAAAAGUAAGUUAUCAGAAAUAAGGAUUGCACUUAACAAAAUUGAAUAUACAAAAACUAUUUUACGGAAUAAAAAGAAUUCAUUAGAAAGAGAAAGAGGAGUAAGGGAAAAGAAGAAAAUGUACAGACAGAAAUUAUUUCAAAAAAUAUAUCAGAUGAUAAAUGUGAUUUGCUUUAGAAAAAAAAAAAAAAUAUUAUCCACAAACUACAUUAGGAAUUUAUCUAUUUUAGUGAGGAGAAAGAGAAAGGAUAGAGGAGUUGAUCAAUAGACUGUGGCUUUUGAAGCGUUUAUGAAAAACUUACAAUUUUAAUAAAAUAUUCAAUGUAAAGUCUUUGUUAUAAUAUUCAAAUAAAUAGAUGAAAAAAAAACUGAAUUUGCAUAAUUACUCAUGGCUUAUUGAUCAAUCAUGCGACUCGUUCAGAGGUAACUCGAGUUGUAAAGGCGACAAUUUAUUAAAAAUGGUAUAUCUGACGUACGAUGCAUUUGCUCAUGUUAAACUAUUUAAAUAAGUAUAAAAAUCACGCGAAAAAAAAUCUACUGAAAAUAAUGUUGAACUAGUUAAUAAUAAUAAAUCAUAUAGUGAAACACAAACCUUAAAUCAAGAUUUUAAGUUCAACAAAAAAAAAAAAAGAAAAAAAGAAGAAAGAA
Messenger RNA from Bombus huntii, 1707 nucleotides. RefSeq lists its product as uncharacterized. Lineage: Eukaryota; Metazoa; Arthropoda; Insecta; Hymenoptera; Apidae. The transcript is spliced from 2 exons. The coding region runs from base 125 to 1327 and encodes 400 amino acids. The record is from RefSeq and is a predicted model, not a curated record.